This is a messenger RNA of Vitis riparia (riverbank grape), 1058 nucleotides long. Its product is annotated as glycosyltransferase BC10-like. Gene Ontology annotation, molecular function: glycosyltransferase activity. The record is from RefSeq and is a predicted model, not a curated record. Bases 1 to 954 code for a protein of 317 amino acids. NCBI's taxonomy places the organism in Eukaryota, Viridiplantae, Streptophyta, Magnoliopsida, Vitales, Vitaceae. The transcript has 2 exons. Gene Ontology annotation, cellular component: membrane.
AUGGUAUUGGGAAUUUCUUCCAUGACCAUGACCACGUCCUCAUCCUCGUCCAUGUCUACAACUCGCUCAAAUCGAUCCCCCUGCUUCAAGAGAUCCGCCAUCAGCCGACCCGGAACCACAAACCCCAAACCCAAAAUCGCCUUCCUCUUCCUCACCAACUCUAACCUCUCCUUUGCUCCACUAUGGGAGCUCUUCUUCCAAGGCAACUCCCAUCUCUACAACAUCUACAUCCACGCCGACCCCACCUCCUCAUUCGUAUCCCCUGGUGGAAUCUUCGCCAACCGAUCCAUCCCUGCCAUACACACUAAACGUGCCUCCCCCACACUCAUUGCAGCUGAGAGGAGGCUUCUUGCUGCCGCCCUCGCUGACGACCCCUUGAACCUCUACUUCGCCCUGCUGUCCCAACACUGCAUCCCCCUCCAUUCCUUCCGCUUUCUUUAUCGUACCCUCUUCACAGAGACCGUCCGCUUCCCCUAUCGAAGCUUUAUCGAGAUCCUAUCCGGUGAGCCCAAUUUGGAGGAGCGAUAUGUGGCUAGAGGGGAAACGGCGAUGCUGCCGGAGGUCCCGUUCGAGCAGUUCAGGGUAGGUUCGCAGUUCUUUGUGUUGACACGGCGACACGCGAUGAUGGUGGUGAAAGAGAAAAGAUUGUGGAGGAAAUUCAACCAACCGUGCUUCAACAGACACACCUGUUACCCGGAGGAGCAUUACUUUCCUACAUUCUUGUCUAUGGAAGAUCCCCUGGGCUGCACCCACUAUACCCUCACUCGGGUUAAUUGGACUGGCAAUCUUGAUGGCCACCCCCAUUUGUACGGUCCGGAUGAGGUGUCGCCGGAGCUUAUAUACGAGUUGAGGAUUUCCAAUUCGACCUACUCUUUCAUGUUCGCUCGGAAGUUUUCGGUGGAUAGCUUGGAACCCUUGAUUCAGAUUGCUAAGCCUGUGAUUUUCAGUGACUGAUUUUGGAUACGGUAAGCAAAGCAUAAUCGCUUUAGCUUCAUGUCUAUUUUCUUAAGUAGUUUUUGUGCCUUUCUAAAAUCAAUAAUGCAAGUUUGGGAGUAGGU